Molecule: messenger RNA, 1803 nt
Organism: Exophiala bonariae
Lineage: Eukaryota; Fungi; Ascomycota; Eurotiomycetes; Chaetothyriales; Herpotrichiellaceae
Exons: 11
Coding region: 1-1803 (600 amino acids)
Biological process (GO): transmembrane transport
Cellular component (GO): plasma membrane
Molecular function (GO): transmembrane transporter activity
Source: RefSeq, a predicted model, not a curated record
AUGUCUGUCGAGGAAAGAAAAUCGGCCGCGAGCGAUCAUGAGGAAGCAGCAGACUUGCCCAGGGUCGCAACAAUCGACGUCGACAACUACCAUGGCAUCAAGGCCAAAACAUUGUUGGUUUACUUGUCAGUCAACCUCAUCGCUGCCGCACAAAUCUUGAACCUAGUUGGUGCAGCUGCUUAUGCUAGAGAUCUUGCUGCAGACUUAGGAGGUGCAACAGAGACGGUCUGGCUCUCACAAUCUAUCGCAAUUCUUACGUGCGUCCUUGGACCUCCCAUGUCUCAGGCAGCAGACUACUGGGGCCGAAAAUGGCUCAUUGUGGUACCGACACUCGUCGGCUUUGCUGGUAGCAUGAUUGUGGCACGAGCAAGGUCCAUGGGUAUGGCAAUUGCUGGUGAAGUAAUUUGUGGUGUCGCUUAUGGCUCCCAACCACUGCUGUACGCCGUAGCUUCCGAGAUCCUCCCCCGAAGAUUUAGACCUGCGGCACAAGCGGGUAUCAACCUCUUCAUCAGUCUUGCCGGUGUAUUCUCAAUUCUGGUAGGAUCUGUUUUGGUACAGAGGUCUGUCCAAGGCUACCGGACAUUUUGGUACAUCACUGCGGGAGCCUUGGGAGUAUCGGGUAUUUUGUGCCUGUUCUUCUACAAUCCACCACCCCGCCCAUUGCAAAAAACCUUGACAACGACACAAAAAUUAAGAAAGCUUGAUUGGAUCGGCAUCCUUUUGCUUGCCAGUGGAAUCGUGCUGUUUAGUAUGGCCUUGUCAUGGUCCCAGAACCCAUACGGAUGGACCGAUGCUCAUAUAAUCGCCCCAUUCUCGAUCGGAGUCCUCCUUCUCGUCGGACUUGGAGUACACCAAGGAUUUAUUAAGAAGGACGGAAUGAUUCACCAUGAUUUAUUUCAGAAAGAUCGAAACUUUGCAAUCUCAUUGAUAUGCAUUUUUGUUGAAGGGAUGGUAUUCUUCGCCACUAACAACUUUUUGCCUUUUGAAGUUUCUGUGCUGUAUGAAACAGAUGCGGUGCGGAUAGGACUUCACUUCGCGGUGGCAUUUUUUACUGUCAUCGUUUGCUCCUUCGGUCUGACGGCAUUUUUCCUAUUCACCAAGGAACUGCGAGCCCCAUUGGUAGCCUCCUUCGUUUCAUUUACAAUCUUUAAUGGUGUGUAUAAAUAUCUUGGAACGCUUCCCUCUGGUGCACUAGAGCUAAAUCGGGAACCAGCUUUGAUGGCCACAGCAACACUAUCAAGUUCAACGGCAGUUUGGGCCUACCCUAUCUUUGUUGGAUUUGGGCUCGGUGUCUGCCUUACCUGUCUCGUCGCCGCCGCACAGCUUAGCGCACCUCCAGCAUUAAUUGCAAUUUCAAGCGGCCUUAUGAUUUCGAUGCGUUCACUGGGUGGCUCUGUGUCACUUGCAAUCUAUAACGCUAUAUUCAAUGCCCAGAUAGAAAAAAAUCUAGGACCUAGCAUUGCUAGCAGUGUCUUACCUUUGGGACUAUCCACUCAAGUUCUCCCCGAUUUCAUUGGCGCUCUGGUCAGUGGUGAUCGCAGCGCUCUGCUGUCGCUUCCAAACGUCACCCCUGAGAUCAUUGAAGCCGGUAUUCUUGGUUUGAAGGAGGCAUAUCUGUCCUCUUUUCGAUACGUAUGGGUAUGCGCAGCAGUCUUCUCUUUCGUUGGUGCAGUUGGUAAAGUUACCAGACAAUUCUUUCCUGUCAACAAAUGUUCUGACUUUGCUUCAGCUACGUGCUUCACCAUCAACCCCGCGAAAGACCUCACCAUGCAUGUGGAUGCUCCACUCGAUGAUGAGUCGUGA